Messenger RNA from Jatropha curcas, 1968 nucleotides. Its product is annotated as RING-H2 finger protein ATL7. Gene Ontology annotation, molecular function: transferase activity. Gene Ontology annotation, biological process: protein ubiquitination. Lineage: Eukaryota; Viridiplantae; Streptophyta; Magnoliopsida; Malpighiales; Euphorbiaceae. The record is from RefSeq and is a predicted model, not a curated record.
AUUUCUUUCAGUUGUUAGUUUUGUCUUCCUUCUUCUUUUACCUACCUUAUUUUUCACUUCACCUCCUGAAAGGCUGAAAACGUUUCUUCUAUAGUUAGAGAUAUUUUUCUUAAAAUAUACCAAGCAGUGAAUUAUAAAUCAUUACCUACCUAACCUUAAUUUUUCUUACCUGCCUGUACUGAUCUUUCUUUCUUUCUUGCAGAACUCAAAGGGUAUUUCCAUUUCUUUCUUUCUCUCCUUAUUCCACAGCUUUUCUUUUUCUUUGAUCUAAUUUAUUCCUUUCAUUGCUUCAUUCUCUUGGUCCAUAGCAGAAGAAAGUUUGGAUUUCUUUUUUCCUAUUUGGGUUUAUUACUAUUUUUCUCAUUUUCCCAUUUUAAAGUUAUUUUCUUGUAUUUUUCACUUUUUUCUCAUCUGGGUCUCCUUCAAAAUACUUGCAUUGUCUGUCUGAUCUUUUUAGUUUCUACAACAUUACAAACUGUUGACAGCUGCAGACACUAUAAAAUUACCUCUCUCUCUUUCUCAAUUUGACUUUUUCCAUUUGGCAUAUUCUCUUCAGAUCAAUUUCUUUUGAAAGUGUCAUUUCUGAUCUGGGUGUUUUAAUAAAACUUGCAUAUUUCAUUUGAGAUUUUAAUUUUGUGUUCAAUAAUUUAGUGAGUCCUGUAUAUUAUUGAUAAUGUCUCAUUCCAAAUCAGAGCCUCCUAGUUGUUGCUCAACAUUGUCUUCUUCUUCAGCUUCUACUGAACUGAAGCUAUAUCAAGCUUUCAUCUUUUCUGUGCCAAUUUUCUUCACUUUCAUUCUCCUUUUAUUGUUCUACUUGUUCUAUCUUCGCCGUAGAAGAGUUGAUUGGGCCUCUCUUCGAAUGCGAGCUAAUGUACCAGACAACAACGAUAUCAUUAGAGCUGAAUUGGGUUUGAAGAAAGAACUGAGAGAGAUGUUACCCAUUAUUGUAUACAAGGAGAGCUUCUCUGUCCGAGAGACACAAUGCCUGGUAUGCUUAGGGGACUACCAAGCGGAGGAUAGGCUUCAACAGAUGCCAGCUUGUGGUCACACAUUUCACAUGGAAUGCAUUGACCGCUGGCUUGCCAAUCACAGUACCUGCCCUAUCUGCCGUCUUUCCCUCAUUGCAUCUGCUAAAGUUCAGAGUGAAUCGCCAAAUGGUGAACAAGUAGAAACUGGUCAGGAAUCUUUUGUGGCAGGGAAUGGUGGUGAAACAUCUGUUCAAUCAGGGCCAGAGUCUUCUGAAGAGUCACAAUCUAAAAUCCCUGAACCAAAGAAUGAAGACUUGAGGACUGUCCAUAACACUGUUGAGGAAGACAGAAGAAGUCCUGAAUGUGCUGAUGAGGGGAGAGAAUCUGGAAAUAUGAGAAAUGAACCAGAAGAGCAUGAGAACAGCAGAAGAUUUUCUGGUAAAUUGAAAUUCCUUUUUCUACCAGUGUAAUCUCAGACAAGAACCGAUACAAUGGAGUUGACAAUGCCUUCAUGAAUCUAUCCACUAUCAUGCUCAAAGCUCUCGAAGCAACAAGUUGAGUUGCACAAGACCUGGAAGAUGAUGUUCAGAUUGCAAUUGAGGUCCUUCUUUUCUUGAAGAAGAGAAAGUAAUCAUAUGAUCAAUGACCGACCAGCGUUGCAUCGGGUGCUACGAGAGAAUCAUUCCUUGAUGCAGCUUCACGAAGGUAUCCUUGCGUUGGAAAGAAUAAUUGGUGGGUGUGAUGAGAUAGACAAAUGGCAUUACAUAUAGUUGCUAUUGUAUUGCAUUACAUAUAGUUGCUGUGAUAUGUUGGUUGUAUGUACCUUUGUAAAUUGUAAUUUAGUUAUGAAUUGUGCAUGUAGUAUAAAAUUGAACAAGAAGUGAUCAUGUCUUAUGUUUUGACAAUUUGGAUGUAGUUGGCUCAUGUUAACUGAUUUUUUUUUUUUUUGAACAAGGCUCAUGUUAACUAUUGGAUCUAAAUUCUCCCAUGUUUUGUAUAA